Molecule: messenger RNA, 1017 nt
Organism: Saccharomyces cerevisiae S288C
Lineage: Eukaryota; Fungi; Ascomycota; Saccharomycetes; Saccharomycetales; Saccharomycetaceae
Gene: MHO1
Product: Mho1p
Exons: 1
Coding region: 1-1017 (338 amino acids)
Cellular component (GO): cytoplasm; nucleus
Source: RefSeq, marked reviewed
AUGUCAAUACGUCCAGCAACACAUGCAGGCUCAUGGUAUUCCAAUAGAGCCCAAGAAUUAUCUCAACAACUGCAUACAUACUUGAUCAAAAGUACCCUUAAAGGCCCAAUUCACAACGCCAGAAUUAUCAUAUGUCCUCAUGCCGGUUACAGGUAUUGUGGACCCACUAUGGCCUACUCGUACGCAUCGUUGGAUUUGAACCGUAAUGUUAAGAGAAUAUUUAUCUUGGGGCCGUCGCAUCACAUCUAUUUCAAAAACCAAAUAUUAGUUAGUGCAUUCAGUGAGCUAGAGACGCCCUUGGGUAAUCUGAAAGUGGAUACAGACUUGUGUAAAACAUUAAUACAGAAGGAGUAUCCUGAGAACGGAAAGAAGCUGUUUAAGCCAAUGGAUCAUGACACUGAUAUGGCUGAACAUUCCUUAGAGAUGCAGCUCCCCAUGUUGGUGGAAACUUUGAAAUGGAGAGAAAUUUCUUUAGAUACGGUGAAGGUAUUUCCUAUGAUGGUUUCUCAUAACAGCGUUGAUGUUGAUCGUUGCAUUGGUAAUAUCUUGUCGGAGUACAUUAAGGAUCCGAACAAUUUAUUCAUUGUAAGCAGUGAUUUCUGUCAUUGGGGCCGCAGAUUCCAAUAUACUGGGUACGUCGGAAGCAAGGAAGAGUUGAAUGAUGCCAUUCAAGAGGAAACAGAAGUGGAAAUGUUAACUGCUAGGAGUAAACUUUCACAUCAUCAAGUUCCCAUUUGGCAAUCCAUUGAAAUAAUGGACAGAUAUGCGAUGAAAACGCUAAGUGAUACUCCAAAUGGUGAAAGGUACGAUGCUUGGAAACAAUACUUGGAAAUCACCGGAAACACCAUAUGCGGCGAAAAGCCAAUUAGUGUGAUACUAAGUGCUUUAUCGAAAAUCCGUGAUGCCGGUCCUUCAGGCAUCAAAUUUCAGUGGCCUAAUUAUUCACAGAGUUCUCAUGUGACAAGUAUUGAUGAUAGUAGUGUCAGUUAUGCUUCAGGUUAUGUUACUAUAGGAUAA